This is a messenger RNA of Argentina anserina (silverweed cinquefoil), 797 nucleotides long. Its product is annotated as 60S ribosomal protein L35a-3. The coding region runs from base 99 to 437 and encodes 112 amino acids. Gene Ontology annotation, molecular function: structural constituent of ribosome. Gene Ontology annotation, biological process: ribosomal large subunit biogenesis; cytoplasmic translation. NCBI's taxonomy places the organism in Eukaryota, Viridiplantae, Streptophyta, Magnoliopsida, Rosales, Rosaceae. Gene Ontology annotation, cellular component: ribosome; cytosolic large ribosomal subunit. The transcript has 5 exons. The record is from RefSeq and is a predicted model, not a curated record.
CUUCGUAUAAAUAUCCCCCAUUUAUUCUUCGUUCACCUAGCUAGGGUUUAGCACUCCUUCUGCGCAGUCGUCUCUGGUAGCUCACUGAAAUCUCAGAAAUGGUGAAGGGACGCCAAGGAGAGCGAGUCAGACUCUACGUCAGGGGAACUGUCCUCGGCUACAAGAGGUCCAAGUCGAACCAGUACCCGAACACGUCACUGAUUCAGAUCGAGGGAGUGAACACCAAGGAGGAAGUUGGGUGGUACGCCGGGAAGCGAUUGGCUUACAUCUACAAGGCUAAGGUGAAGAAGAAUGGGAGCCACUACCGCUGCAUUUGGGGCAAGGUUGCGAGGCCACACGGUAACACCGGUGUCGUUCGUGCUAAGUUCACCUCCAAUUUGCCACCAAAGUCCAUGGGUGCUCGAGUGAGGGUGUUCAUGUAUCCCAGCAACAUAUAAGUUCAGUACUUCCUAGACGAUAGAGAUGGAGCACUUCAGUAUUUUGAUUACGUGGUUGUUAUGAGUUAAGAUAGAUGUAUUGCUUCUUAGAAGGGUCACUCAGUUUUGUUUGUUGAGGAGAAUAUUGUAUUAGACUCCUGACUAAGACUAAUUUUGUGUUGGGUUUGGAUAUUCAUUGCAAACCUUCACGGUUGGCACUCUCCUUUUUGAAAUAUUGGUUUCAUAUCAAUAUCCUACAUGAAGAAGGCUCAGACCUAUGCUGUCCACAUAUUAUACUUACUGCCUCUAUCUUAAGUUUCUGGUAUUGUCUGGUGAACAAGGCCCUGUUGGGUCAAUUUACACAGCCAUUGUUGUUGCCAA